AUGCUUUACAACAAUCCUUUUGAUGGCAUUGGCUUUCAGAUGCAGAUUUGCUGUUUGAUCAUCUCCCCGGCCUUUGUAUCUGCGGGCAUAUAUCUCACACUAAAGCAUGCCGUCAUCACCUGUGGGGAGAGCUGGUCUCGUCUUAAGCCUGCUUGGUACACGUACAUCUUCAUCGCCGGCGAUGUCGUUUCACUGCUGCUCCAGGGAGCUGGAGGUGGCAUUGCUGCGACUGCAGACAGUGGCUCUGAACUCCAGGACAUUGCCGGUGUUGUUUUUCAAGUCGUCAUUCUUGCGUUCUUCGGCUUUUUUUGCACCGAAUAUGCAAUCCGCACGUACCGCCGUCGCACUCAAGUUACAUCCGAAGCCAGCGCGUUGCUUCACAACACCUUGUUCCGCUGCUUCGUCUUCGCAAUCACCGUUGCCUACCUGAGCAUCUUCAUUCGCUGCGUUUACCGUAUCCCCGAGUUGACGGGUGGCUGGAGAAGUGAGCUCAUGCGCAACGAGACAGACUUCAUCAUCCUGGAGGGAGUCAUGAUUGUCAUGGCCGUGCUAGUCCUCACCGUAUUUCACCCAGGCUUCUGCUUCCCGGCGCUCGGGAACACAAUUGGCAAGUCGAGUGAUGCACAUCGGGUGAAGAGCAUAGACGAAAGUUCAGAGGUAGAGAUGAUGUCUAAUCAGGCGUGA
This is a messenger RNA of Plenodomus lingam JN3, 684 nucleotides long. NCBI's taxonomy places the organism in Eukaryota, Fungi, Ascomycota, Dothideomycetes, Pleosporales, Leptosphaeriaceae. The record is from RefSeq and is a predicted model, not a curated record.